GGCGGUCCGCAUCAGUGUGAUUUUUUUGUGAAUUAUUUAUUAUCGGUGAUUUAAUGGGUGUUUUUAUUUUUUGCUUGUCCAUAAAACCUUGUCUCUUGUAGUUAUCAAUUAAAUAUCUAAUAUUUCCACUGUUUGAUGGGAAAAUAAGCCAAAAUGCAUCGACGUCGAGGCCCUAAUUUUACAUAUGUGAGCGGUUGUGUCAAGUACAUGAUUUUUGUUUUAAAUUUCAUAUUUUGGUUAUCUGGAGGAUUGAUAACAGGCAUAGGACUGUAUGCAUUUAUAGACAAAUGGCAAGCCACUGGUCACAUAAAGCUGGACACAGUUUACGAUGUGAUACUGAAUGUCAGUCUGCUAAUCGCUUUGCUGGGAAGUGUGGUAUUCAUCGUGAGCUUUGCUGGCUGCAUAGGAGCAUUGAGAGAGAAUACUUGCCUGCUUAAAUUCUACUCGCUAUGUCUCCUGGUGCUAUUCCUCGUGGAAAUGGGAGGUGCGGUGUGCGGGUUUGUGUUCCCGCGCUCUCUUCACGGCAUCCUGGAGAACAGCUUCACGGAGCGCAUCGUGCGUCUGUACAGGGACGACCCCGACCUGCAGAACUUCAUCGACUUCGCGCAGAAAGACUUCCACUGUUGCGGCCUAACAUCAGAUGGCUACAUGGACUGGUCGAAGAACGAAUACUUCAACUGCUCAUCACCGUCCGUAGAACGCUGCGGGGUUCCCUUCUCGUGUUGCAUCAACGCAACAGACAUCAGCUCAGGCCUAGUUAAUAUCAUGUGCGGAUACGGAGUGCAGAACUAUCCCGUUGCGGAAGCAAGCAAGCGCGUGUGGACGAGCGGGUGUAUAGAGAUAGUUCGGUCGUGGGGCGAGCGUAACCUCUACACUAUCGCGACGGUUGCGCUAGGCGUGGCGCUGUCGCAGCUCUUCGUUAUCUACCUCGCCAAGACUCUUGAGGGACAAAUCGAGUUACAGAAAGCCAGAUGGCAAACAUGAAACAGGGGUUCAGCGGGCGCGUACCGCGACGAAUGCCGGCGCGCGCUGCUGUAGCCGGCGCCGCCCGCGCGGCCGCUCGCCCGCGCCGCGCCCGCCGCGCUCCACAUGUAGACCCCUGACCCCUAACCCAUUACCAGGGACCAAAGAGACAAGUAAACAGUGUACCUACUUGCAAAACUAGGGGUCAAAGUGUGUGGACAAGUAAACAGUGUACCUUCUCCCAAACCUAGGGGUCAUAGUGUGUGGCAAGUAAAUAAUGUGCUCCCAAACCCAGGGGUCGAACUGAUAUUACAAGUGUGUGGACAAGAUGGCAGUGGUCGAAGUGUGUUGGUUUUCUCAAACCCAUUCUUGGGAGUUGAAGUGAUAUUACUUCACAUACAGUAAUGAUAAUGUGCUCAUAAACUCAGGCGUUGAAGAAUCAGAAUGUGUGUGGACAAAUUGCCAAUUGCCAGUGCUCCUUGG
This is a messenger RNA of Maniola jurtina (meadow brown), 1446 nucleotides long. Its product is annotated as tetraspanin-33-like. The coding region runs from base 154 to 984 and encodes 276 amino acids. Gene Ontology annotation, biological process: protein maturation; protein localization to plasma membrane. NCBI's taxonomy places the organism in Eukaryota, Metazoa, Arthropoda, Insecta, Lepidoptera, Nymphalidae. The record is from RefSeq and is a predicted model, not a curated record. Gene Ontology annotation, cellular component: membrane. The transcript has 7 exons.